Lactuca sativa (garden lettuce) is the source of this 2485-nucleotide messenger RNA. Its product is annotated as DELLA protein GAI1. The record is from RefSeq and is a predicted model, not a curated record. Lineage: Eukaryota; Viridiplantae; Streptophyta; Magnoliopsida; Asterales; Asteraceae.
GUGGUGUUGUGUUGUCCGCCUGUUGGUUCAUGGGAGGUCGAGCCCCUUCUUUCCUUCUCUCUCUCUCUCUCAAACGCACCAGUUGCAUUCUGUACUAUUUUUAUACUUCCCACCUAUCAUCUUCACCUUUUUCUCUGCAACUCUGGUGUGCGUUUUUCUCACUAGUCAAAAAACCUCCAAUGCUCAGAUUCUUCCUCCAUUCACGAUUUCAUUACCCAUAAUUUCCCAAUUCCCAAUUCCCAAUUCAAACUAUCAAAAAUGAAACCAAAUCACCCGCAAAAACCUAUAAUAGCCUGCCCUAACUCUACCUCCACCUCCACCUCUAUCCGCGGCGGCGCUUCUUCGGCUACAACUGGACCUGCCCUUAACAGCUUUACUUCUGAUGUGACUGGAAAAGGGAAGAACAUGUGGGAUGAGUUUGAUGAUCAAGAUGCCGGCGUUGAUGAGCUGUUGGCAGUGUUGGGAUACAAAGUUAAGUCGUCUGAUAUGGUUGAUGUUGCUCAGAAAAUUGAGCAUCUCGAAGGAGUUUUGGGGAACGAUGAUGGGCUGUCUCAAAUUGCUUCCGAUUCCGUUCAUUAUAAUCCUUCUGAUCUCUCGUCGUGGCUUGAAUCCAUGAUUUGUGAGCUUAAUCCCACAACUGAAGCACCAAUGAUUGACGAUUCCUUUAUGAACACCAGCUCAGCUAGCGCCGGCGCCGCUGCUCCCUCGCCGGGUUUAACAUCUGUUUUUGUGGACGAUCUGCAAGCAAUACCCGGUAACGCGAUUUACCCUCCGGCGAAAAAAGCAAAACAUUCUCCUUCUUCUUCAUCGGGUGCCACAUCCGCCUCGUCUUCAUAUAACUCGAAGCCUAAUCCCAACUCAAAUUCGGUGGUGCUUGUAGAUUCACAAGAAAAUGGGAUCCGGCUUGUGCAUACUUUAAUGGCGUGCGCUGAAGCUAUUCAACAAGAGAAUCUUUCUCUCGCUGAAAACUUGGUUAAACAAGCCGGGAUGUUGGCUGUGUCUCAAGCUGGCGCCAUGAGGAAAGUCGCUACUUAUUUCGCCGAGGCACUUGCCCGGCGAAUUUACCGGUUAGCACCACAGACGACGCAGGACUCUCCGGCGUUUCAAGAUCUCCUACAGAUGCAUUUUUACGAGACGUGUCCGUACCUCAAAUUCGCACACUUCACGGCGAAUCAAGCAAUAUUAGAAGCUUUCGCAGGGAAGAAGAAAGUUCAUGUGAUUGAUUUCAGUAUGAAACAAGGGAUGCAGUGGCCGGCGUUGAUGCAAGCUUUGGCUCUAAGACCCGGUGGUCCUCCAACUUUCCGCUUAACCGGAAUCGGGCCUCCCUCCGGUGACAAUACCGAUCAUUUGCAGGAAGUGGGAUGGAAAUUGGCUCAAUUAGCUGAUACUAUCCACGUUGAGUUUGAAUACAGGGGAUUCGUCGCCGAGAGCUUGGCGGAUCUUGAACCGGCGAUGCUUGAUUUAAGAGACGACGAGGUGGUCGCCGUUAACUCGGUUUUUGAGCUUCAUCAACUGUUAGCUAGACCAGGGGCGGUCGAGAAGGUUCUAUCGGCGGUUAAGGAAAUGAAACCGGUGAUUUUAACGGUGGUGGAGCAGGAAGCUAAUCAUAACGGGUUGGUUUUUCUGGAGAGGUUUACCGAGUCAUUGCAUUAUUACUCAACCCUGUUUGACUCGCUUGAGAGCAGUGGCACCGGCGGCGGAGGCGUUGAAGGAGGUGCUAUUUCUCCGGCGAGCAACCAAGAUAAAAUCAUGUCGGAAGUGUAUCUUGGAAAGCAGAUCUGUAACGUGGUUGCAUGCGAAGGACCAGACCGAGUCGAAAGGCACGAAACAUUGACUCAGUGGAAGGCUCGACUCGACUCAUCCGGUUUUGAAGCGGUUCAUCUCGGCUCCAACGCGUUCAAGCAAGCCAGCAUGUUGUUGGCUCUAUUCGCCGGCGGCGACGGCUACAGAGUUGAAGAAAACAACGGUUGUUUGAUGCUGGGUUGGCACACCAGGCCACUAAUCACCACCUCCGCUUGGAAACUCCGGUGAACUCGACCAAGUCAACUCGGAGAUGGCGUGCUAACUCAGUACCUGCAAAUCUUUAAAGAAAUAAAGAAUUCUCAGAUGGCCCACCUUAUGAUUUUUUCUUUUUAGUUUUCACAAAAGGGGUUCUUCUGUUUUAAUCUUUUUUUUAUAUCUUUUUUCAGUUUUUGAAAAUUGAGGGGUUAAAUUGGCAAUUAGUUGAAGUUUGAGGGUUUGGAGUAGAACCUUGUACUUUUCCGAGGGGUUGAACGAGAUAGGAUGAAAAUGAUACUUAAAAAGAUAACUUUCAUUCAAUCUCCUCCAUAAUAAUAAAAAAAAAAAGUUACUUUUUGGUGGGGGUUGUGCAUGUGAUGUAAAAAAGGAUCAAAAUUGGAGUUUGUGGGAUUUAAAGAAAUAAUCAAUUAAAUUAUGUGUACUUUCGUAUGUAUAGUAUCUUAAUAUUGAAAACGAUGUUAUUUUA